AUGUCGAGUUGGGUGGCGUUGAACAUCGAGCCCGACGAGGCCAUCGAAGAAGAGAUUGAUGAUACCAAGGAAAUUCAGAUCGAAGAAGCUCUCAAGCUAUAUCAGAAUGCCUUAAAACUGCAUUCACAGGGGCCGCAGUUCUACCCCCAAGCCGCAGAGGCUUAUGAAGCCCUCCUUAAUUCCGAGAUCUUCAAAUAUCCUGAAUCACUUUCCGAUUACAAGAGAUCUGCAUUGCAAGACGUCGAGGCGAGUUUCGCGGAAGCCCCCGAUGAUAUCGCCCCAGGGUCCGCAGAGUCAUUUGUGGAAUUCAACGUCAGCGACUCAACGUCAAGCACUCUGUUGCAGACAAUCUAUUUGUCCUAUAAGAACUAUGGGCAAUACACCCUGGAUUCUCUGCAAGCUUUCCUACAGAAUAACCCUCAGACGCCCGAUAAUGUCAAAGAAAUUUUGACCCAAGUCGGUGAGCGCACCCGGGCUGCAUUGGCAUCCUUUGCCGAAGCUCUGGAGCGAGAUGACACUGAUCUCAAUCUCUGGAGACGGGGCGCGAGGCUAGGUAGCGCUCUGCAGAGCUUCAGGUUAGCUCGCUUCUGUCUGGAGAGCGUUUUGGCAGACGAUGAAAAUCGCCUGGAAGUUCGUACGGACCAGUUAGGCUUGGACGAGACGUUCGCAGAAGGUAGACUUCGGGAAACACUCCAGACGCUCAACGAUCGGCUAUCUGUAUCUCAGGUUCCGCUAAAGAAACCGAAGAAGGCUCUUCUCAAGUUUCUCGAACGACAAAAGGAUCCAUACCCCUAUCUUCCCAACCUUCCCGAUGACCUGAACGAUGAGAAUUCCACCAGGAAUCCGCUUGCUCUCCAUGGCUCCCACCAGGAUCUAGCGCCCUCAUCUCAUACGUGGACUGCUGUCGGUGACUCGGUCCUUCAAGCUCUGGCAGAUACGGAUGAUGCCGUGGCUGGCUUCGCACCCGGUACCUCCAUCAGCUUCUCCUUGCCAGACGUCGACCCUGAAGCCCAAUCGUUGACGACCGCAGAGGAAGAUAACCUCCCAUCCUCCCAUUCCCAAGAUGUCGAACUUUAUUCCACCCAAGUCCAAGAUUUCGAAAGGUCUGCAAACUAUGAUGGAGCGGUAGCGCCCACGACUCCUGUUAAAGUCCAGGUCCCUGGGCCAACCUCAGAGCAGGCUGAUGACCAAUCUUCCGUUGACCAACACCUCGAGAAGCAGCUAUUGGAGUCGUUGGAAAAUCAAUCUGCGAGACAACAUGACGAACUUACUGCGCAAGAGGCCCCGAAUCGCGACGAAGUUGAACCCCACCCAGCAAGCGCUGGCCGGAAGAGAUCAUCUGCGUCUGCUGCCAACGACGACUACCAAGCGGAACCCACUAGGACUAAAAGCAGAAGAACUCGUUUGCGCGAAUCGAAUGCGGAGGCAUCGUUGCAAUCCGAUGAAGUUCCAUUCGAUCAAACGAAGUACUUUGAGGAUCGCCUGCAAGUUUACAUCGAGGCUGAUGAGUGGAUGUUUGCAACUGCGAGACCUCUUCUAUCUAAAAUCGGUGUUGAGGAGCUGGAAAACAUCGAUGAGUUGAGAAAGUUGAAUUGUUCCAGCUUGAAAAUCGCAUCAGACGAUACGAAUGAUUCGCCCAUGUCAGCCGAACAAGUACUCCGCCGGGAUUUGGGCGACAUUGUUAAGAGUUGGGACGAGGCAAAAUCUCAGGCAAUCUUACAAGAUGAUAACACAGCCAAUGUUCGGGACAUGAAAGCCAUGGAUAGGUCUGGAUUGGCCAUUUUUCUAGACCAUUCGAGAAAAUCAAUCCGAAAGCCGGGGUCGAAACCCACCUUUACCGGAGAUCGGGAAUUAUUCACGUUCCUCAAGGGGAUCAACGAAGAAAAGCUCAAUCUUCAUGAAGUAGCGUUCGCUUGGCUCAAAUGUCUCUUAAUGCCAGGGUACGGACAACUUGCGCCGAAACCCUCAAGAAAAGGCAUACCUGCAGAGUCAACGUAUGUUGCCUUUCAAUGGCCAGGCGCACUCAAGGAGAAUGUGGUAAAGAUGUCGAUUCACGAUGAUGAAUACAUCCAUAAAAGAGCAUCCGAACAUGUACAGGAAACAGAAGAUCAGAUACUCCGCCAUGCUUCUGGUUCUCCAUUCAAAUAUUCGCAUGAGCAUCUUGCCUAUAUGGAGAUGAUCCAAACGAUCUUUGAGAUUCAUCUUGAAGUCUACGCCUCCAUCAACAAUCCGAACAGCGAGGUUGAUCAGAAAACAAGGGUCCUACAAAAAGAUCGUCUAAUGAGAUGGAGCAUGCUAGCGCGGACAGCUCUGACCCAUUACUUGGAUUAUAGUUCAUCAAGCAAAAACAAACAAUACAUGACCAUCAUUCGUCAUCUGUGGGCGUCGACGUAUCAUUCGAAUAUGGAGCCGGAUGUUCAUCGAGAACAUGUGCUGUUGUGCCUUCACGAGCUGAAGGAGGUCCUGAUUCGUUCAAACAUUCCAGUGAUUUAUCUUGUGAACAACGCUAUCAUGCCUGAGUUGUCAGCUGCGGCUAUCGACCAGGAACUUUCGAAGUUGAACUCUAUGGAUUUCUUCAUGAAGAUUUUCAGCCCUGCUUCAGAGGAUCCCGUUGAACUCAUUGAAACUAUUGAACCGAUUCUUGAGCCCUCAUCUGUUGAGAUCAUGGAAGAGGAAAAUCCAGACCAUACAGAGGUUGCACCGUCAAAUUCACAACUAGCGGAGAUGCGCUCGUUUCUAGACCGAGGGGACGCUACGCUGCGGCUGUUUCUGUGGCGAAGACUCCAGGAUGCUUAUCAGGCAAUUGACUACCCACCCAAGGUAGUUUCCUGCCAUCUACGCUGUGUCGAGACGAUAAUCAAAGAGCUUCUCAGCCCUUCGCAUCUUGAAGAGCCUCUGGAUCAUCGCGAGGUCACAUUGAUCCGAUGGCUUAAAUCCCUGGGAAACAUUUUGAUCAAGCUGGUAACACUUGUGCUUCAGCAACCUGACAAGGCGUAUGAGUGUCUCGAUAUGGCUCAUCUCAAAUCGUCGAUGUCGUCUUUGGCCGUCUUGAUGAACCUUUUACAUAGCUUUGUGCUCUACGAAGAUUCAGUACGUGUGGGCCAAACACCAUCCCCCUCUGUGCGUGGCGCUUUAUCCAAAUCUCUGGAGAACUUUAGAGAAAAACUGCGAGAGAUGGUCGUUCGCUGUUGGAUUCUUCAGUAUACUCUCCUCAAGGAAGCAAUCGCCCAAAACCAUGACCUCUUUGAGAACCCCCUUGAGGAUCGCAUCCUUCUCUUGCGUUCAGUACACAAUGCGCUUGGCGCUCGCAAGAUGUGCAAACGCUCCUCCAAGCAAUUCCUCAAGCUGAUGAAAGCUGAACUCUUUAGCAUGGAAAGCAAGGAAGACUACGAGUAUGACAUUUGUCAAAUCCUUCAGGAUCUCUACGGUGUCAACUUAUCUCCUUCCGGAAUUCUCCUUUAUGACCAUGAGUGUCCACCAGAGAAGCUGGACCGUGCAACGGCUAUCAUGAUGAUUGAGUUUGUUAUGAAGUUAGCCAAACGCAUGAGCAUCAAGGACCUGUCAAAGUCAGAAUUGAAGUCCACUAUUGAAAAGAUACAGCAAGCGAUUGGCACAACGAAAUCACCACCACCCCUCACAUACAAUAAACGUAUCCUUUCCGCUUACCUGAAGUCACCGCUCAACCCAACAGACAUUUUUCGCGCUGUCAGGGGCGUCGCGGAUCUCUCGUUAAUCCCAGUAUCCACGGAGAGUGCGGCUAUUGCCCAGAAUGGAUGGUUUUUCCUCUUGGGGCAUGCGGCAUUGACAAAGUUUCGCUCUCAAAAGCGCUUGAAUCCAGUUCCUACUACCGACCUGGACGAUGCCGUCAGUUACUUCAGACAGGAUCUGGAGCACGGUACAGGAAGAUGGGAAUCGUGGUACCGGCUGGCCCAGACAUACGAUUCGAAGUUAGAGGAGGAUAUUACAUGGUCUGCAGACAAAAUUAACAACAACCGGACAGAACUGGUAACAUGGCAGCGGAAUGCAAUCCAUUGUUACGCAAUGGCCAUUGCGACGGCCAAAAGGAACGCGGACCCGACUGCGGAAACUCGAGGGAUUCUAUCUGAGCUCUAUACGGAUUUUGGUAUCCGUCUGUACUCGUCUUCGCGUGAACCCUUAUCCAUGAGCGCCUUCAGCCUGUCCGAUUAUACUCGCCCUUUCAGCAAUGAAGAAAGCCAGCAAAUGUAUCAAGGACAACCUUUCAGAGAGAUGAGGUUGUACUCUGUGUGGAAUCUGGCGAGCUACCUUCUGAAGCGCGCAACCAUCGACAAACCGAAGAGUUGGAUGAACCAUUACAUGUUAAGCAAGUGCCUUUGGAAAAUGUUUAGCUGUGAUGAUGCUGUCCGGGGCAAUUCCAAGCGUAUCAGUCUCGACGAUUUCUUAGAUUCGCUUCUUGACGCCAUCGACACUCUUCCUCAGCGCAAGGAUUCACGCUCGGAUCCUAUCUUCGAACCUCAUUACAAAUUGGUCUCUAUCAUCCACAAACUAGUUGAGCGAGGCACACUGACGCCCGCCGAAGGCAGCAAGACCCUAUUGGCAACCCCAUUAGCUCGGAAGGUGUCACCCCCUGAAGACAAGGCAGGCUGGAAGCCUUAUAUUAUGGAAGUGCUUCGACGCCUGAAACAUGCGGACAAGUCGAAUUGGCAUCACCGCAUGGCGGUUAGGGCUGCGCAUAUCACCUACGAUGACAGCAAGGAUGCUGCCUCCGCGGCAGCAGCCAAAGGCGAACUCACUCAGCAAAUAUUUACAAAGACAAUGACAAUCCAGGUCUGGAAACCCGAGUUCGAGCGGCCUGGUAGGCAUUUCGUCUAUACAACCCGAUAUGUUUACUUCUUUGUGAAUCUCCUUGACCAGCUCGAUGAUCGCGUGAACCUGGACCAGCUCCUGCGCCGAGUGCGAAAGAAGCAAGGCGAUUUCAUCAACCACCCGAAAUUGUGGGAGGACGUCUGCCUCACUUAUGCGAGAGUCAUACGCCGAGCAGGCAGCAUCAGCGAAGGGCAUGAGGAGCAGGUAUUCAAACCGAUCGGAUGGGAAGAAUUCGUCGCCAACACAGCCCGCCUGGAGAAUCUCCCGCAGCUCGCCCCGGACAGCUCCAUCCUCCUGGAACUGCUGCGGGACGCCAUCGAGCUGAAGAAACUCAACAACAACCUCAUGAAGGUCUCCCUGCUCGAAGACCUGAUCGCCGAUCUGUACUCGCGCCUCUACGAAAUCAACAUGCCCCAGGUCCUCGAGCAAGCCAACGAAGAAAAUAAGGGGAAGAUGAAAGUCGACCACCUCCUCAUGACCAGCGACGGCGCCGCCGACACCCCAACCCCACCAAACUCAGCGCCUGCCUCCGAAGCCCCAGCACCCCGCGGCCGCACCAAGGGCAUCGCCCGGCGCGACAUCCAAAAACGCGCCGAAACCAUCGUCAACCGCAAACUCGCCCCGCGCGCCCUGACCACGAAGACGCCCGCGCUCACAGAGGCCGAGCCGGCCGCGCCCUCCGAGCCGGCCGCAUCGACCACAAAAAAACCUCUCAAGCGCGAAGAUCUCGGAGCGGGCCCGCAGAGCGACAUCCCCCACAGUAUACAAGAUAGCGCUGACGACGAGAGCGAGCUCAGCGAGAUCGACGAUGAAAAGUUGUCCAAGCUCGCUUUGGAGCGCAAGCUGCUAUUUCCGAAUCUGCGGGAUCGGCUCUCGCCGGACCCGGAGUCUGAAAUGUCCGUACCUGCCAGCGUUGAUGGGGAUAUAGCAGACGAGGCAGGCGAUGGGGAUGCCGAUCUAGGUGAUGGUGAUGGUGAUGAAGGUGAAGGUGAAGGGGAUGGUGACGUCGAAGGUGAUGGAGAAGAAGGCGAGGAGGGUGUAGAGGCCGAGGGUGACGAGGCAGAUCCCGAAGAAGAUGAGGAGCUGGAUGGGGACGAGGAGGACAACGGCGACGAGUGCGACAAUCUGCAAGAUAUGGAAGAUGCAGGAGAAGAUCCCGAGGCCACCGAAAUGCAUGAAAAAGAGCAUGCUUCCGAGCCUGAGCCGAUGGAGACUUGA
This is a messenger RNA of Aspergillus clavatus NRRL 1, 6063 nucleotides long. It is a transcript of the gene hir3, whose product is annotated as putative transcriptional corepressor of histone genes (Hir3). The transcript is spliced from 4 exons. Gene Ontology annotation, molecular function: nucleosome binding; protein binding. Gene Ontology annotation, biological process: chromatin organization. Lineage: Eukaryota; Fungi; Ascomycota; Eurotiomycetes; Eurotiales; Aspergillaceae. Gene Ontology annotation, cellular component: HIR complex; nucleus. The coding region runs from base 1 to 6063 and encodes 2020 amino acids. The record is from RefSeq and is a predicted model, not a curated record.